This is a messenger RNA of Plasmopara halstedii, 780 nucleotides long. Its product is annotated as PDZ domain. Lineage: Eukaryota; Oomycota; Peronosporomycetes; Peronosporales; Peronosporaceae. The transcript has a single exon. Gene Ontology annotation, molecular function: protein binding. The record is from RefSeq and is a predicted model, not a curated record. Bases 1 to 780 code for a protein of 259 amino acids.
AUGAGUCUCAAGAGAUCCCAAAAUUCCAUCGAAGAAUGCAGUACCUCUACAUCUUUAUCAACACGUAACUCACGUACUCGAAGUAAAAGUCAUCGUAAUCGUCGAGUAUAUCAAGGUCCAACGUCUUCAAUUUCAUCCUCAUCAACGUCAUGGUGUGAAAUUUCACUUCCAUUAGCUUCAGCUCCACGUACAGUUGAAAUUAUGUGGAGUGGACUCACUGCACCAGGUUUUACGUUAAAACGAAAACGUACGGGAAAUAUUCUCGUUAGUACCGUUACACAAGAGACACAAGUAGCUACAAGUCUAAAGAUUGGAAGUGAACUUCGACUUGUAGGUGGAUUUCCAGUUAAUAGUCUCACGUUACAAGAUGUGAAGAAAGUGAUGCUUUUAGCACCCAAACCUGUGAGUCUUGUGUUUAUAAACUCAGAAGAUGUGGUGAUUGAAAAUGUCAGUAUGACGAAUGAGAUUGGACAAGUUUCGAGUAUGCAAAGUCGACCAUCUACUUCUAUCUCUUCUGCAUCGACUUCAUGGUUCAGUUUACGACGUAGUAUGAGUCUCAAUACGAACUAUCGGCAUCAAGAUCAUACAGAAGAGAGUGAGAUUGAAAUUUCAACGAUAUCAGCACCAGUUUUCUAUUACAAGCGAUCGGAAAACAAUGAAUCAAAGAAACGUAAAGUUUCCAAGCUUCAGAUUGCGCUGGAUCGAUUUAAUCGAUUGUUGAAUCGUCCAGUACGACAAGCAAGUCUGCAUUCUUGUGCAGGGAAAAGUAUUGUCGUGUAA